Messenger RNA from Sesamum indicum (sesame), 5501 nucleotides. RefSeq names its product sacI homology domain-containing protein / WW domain-containing protein (gene SAC9). The record is from RefSeq and is a predicted model, not a curated record. NCBI's taxonomy places the organism in Eukaryota, Viridiplantae, Streptophyta, Magnoliopsida, Lamiales, Pedaliaceae. Gene Ontology annotation, molecular function: protein binding; phosphatase activity.
AAGAGUUAAUUCAUCGUUCAACCCAUCAGUUGUACCUCAACCUACAGAUGCAACGUACACCUCCAUCUCCGCCUAUCUCCACCUACUGAUGCAAUCUUCCUAUACGUGAAGCUAACUGCUCCAAAGAACGUCAAGACGGGUGAGAGAGAGCAUGGAAUCAUCGGCAGGUCGUUUUCUAAGGGAUACAUCUGUAGUUGUUGUCACAUUGGACUCGAGUGAAGUAUAUAUUAUCAUCAGUUUGUCUACCAGGACUGAUACUCAGGUUAUCUAUAUUGAUCCGACAACUGGGGCUCUUCGCUAUACUGCAAAGCAGGGUUAUGAUGUUUUUAGGACCCAAAAUGAAGCAUUAGAUUACAUCACAAAUGGUUCAAAAUUGCUUUGUAAGAGCGUAACACACGCACGAGCUUUAUUAGGUUAUGCAGCCCUUGGUAGCUUUGCUCUACUGUUGGUAGCAACGAGAUUGACUGCCAGCAUACCGAAUUUGCCUGGUGGAGGUUGUGUUUAUACUGUAACUGAGAGCCAGUGGAUUAAAAUUUCACUUCAGAAUCCUCAAGUACAGAGUAAAACUGAAAAUAAGAAUAUUCAAGAACUGACUGAGCUUGACAUUGAUGGGAAACAUUACUUCUGUGAAACUAGGGAUAUAACUCGACCUUUCCCAAGUCGUAUGCCCGUUCAGAAUCCUGAUGAUGAAUUUGUGUGGAAUAAAUGGUUCUCAAUGCCUUUCGAAAACAUUGGGCUUCCGCAGCAUUGCGUCAUUCUUCUGCAGGGGUUUGCAGACUGUAAGAAUUUUGGUAGCCUUGGGCAGCAGGAGGGGGUUGUUGCACUCACUGCACGUCGUAGUAGGUUGCACCCUGGAACUCGGUACUUAGCAAGGGGCUUAAACUCAUGUUAUAGCACCGGUAAUGAGGUUGAGUGUGAACAACUUGUUUGGAUUCCCAAAAAGGCUGGUCAAAGUGUUCCUUUCAACACUUAUAUUUGGCGUAGAGGCACCAUUCCUAUCUGGUGGGGUGCUGAAUUAAAACUUACUGCUGCAGAAGCGGAAAUAUAUGUAUCAGAUCGCGAUCCUUAUAAAGGAAGUGCGCAGUACUAUCAAAGGCUGUCGCAAAGAUAUGAUUCACGAAAUCUAGGUACAGCUUCUGGCGGGAAUCAGAAAAAAAGUGCUCUGGUUCCAAUUGUGUGCGUCAACUUACUAAGGAGUGGAGAAGGGAAAUCAGAAUCUAUUUUAGUUCAGCAUUUUGAAGAAUCGCUAAACUAUAUUCGUUCCAUUGGGAAACUUCCUUAUACUCGGAUUCACUUGAUAAACUAUGAUUGGCAUGCUAGUGUAAAAUUGAAGGGAGAACAGCAAACAAUUGAAGGACUUUGGUAUCUUCUAAAGGCACCCACAAUUUCUAUUGGCAUUUCUGAGGGGGAUUAUUUGCCCUCUCGUCAAAGGAUUAACAAUUGCAAAGGUGAAGUAAUCUAUAAUGACGACUAUGAUGGUGCCUUCUGCUUAAGAUCACAUCAAAAUGGAGUAAUACGUUUCAAUUGUGCGGAUUCUUUGGAUAGAACAAAUGCUGCUAGUUUCUUUGGUGCACUUCAGGUAUUUACGGAGCAAUGCAGACGGUUAGGCAUAUCACUUGAUAGUGAUUUGGCAUAUGGUUAUCAAUCACCUGGUAACUAUGCUGGAUAUGUGGCCCCAUUGCCUCCUGGCUGGGAGAAACGGUCUGAUGCUGUGACUGGGAAAACAUAUUAUAUUGAUCACAACACGAGGACUACAACCUGGAAUCAUCCUUGUCCAGAUAAACCUUGGAAAAGGUUCGACAUGACCUUCGAAGAGUUUAAGAGAUCAACUAUAUUGUCGCCUGUUUCUCAAUUAGCUGAUCUUUUCUUAGUUGCUGGUGACAUUCAUGCGACGUUGUAUACGGGUUCCAAGGCUAUGCACAGUCAAAUUCUUAGCAUCUUCAGUGAGGAAGCAGGCAAGUUUAAACAGUUCUCAGCAGCACAGAAUAUGAAAAUCACACUACAGAGAAGAUAUAAGAAUGCAGUUGUAGAUAGCUCCCGCCAGAAGCAAUUAGAGAUUUUUCUGGGGCUACGGCUCUUCAAGCAUUUUCCAUCAGUCAUGUUCCAUCCCUUACAUGUACCUUCUCGCCCAUUUGGAUGCUUUUUGAAGCCAGUUCCAAGCAUGUUUUCAUCUUCUGAUGGCGGAGCUAGUCUCCUGAGUUUCAAAAGAAAAGACCUUAUAUGGGUUUCUGCGCAGGCCGCAGAUGUGGUUGAACUCUUUAUCUAUCUUGGGGAGCCUUGCCAUGUUUGUCAGCUUCUUCUGACUGUUGCUCAUGGUGCUGAUGAUACUACUUUUCCAUCAACAGUUGAUGUGAGGACCGGACGCUAUCUGGAUGGACUCAAACUUGUUCUUGAGGGAGCUUCUAUACCUCAAUGUGCAAAUGGGACCAACAUUCUGAUACCGUUAACAGGACCUACCAGUCCAGAAGACAUGGCCGUCACUGGGGCUGGUGCACGUUUGCAUGCCCAAGAAACCUCUAGCCCUUCCAUGUUAUACGAUUUUGAAGAACUGGAAGGAGAACUGGAUUUUCUUACUCGAGUUGUUGCGCUAACCUUUUAUCCUGCCAUACCUGGAAGAGGCCCAAUGACACUUGGUGAGGUAGAGAUCCUUGGAGUUUCUCUUCCAUGGAGGUCAAUUUUUUCCCGUGAAGAAAAUGGUGCUAGGUUUGUUGAACGCAUCAAUAGUCACCAAAAGGAAACCAGUCCAUUUCUUUCUGAAACAGAUACCAAUGCUUUUGCUUCUAAUUUAACAAAUGACAGAAGGGCUCCAUCGGUUCAAUCAGAAUCAUCAGCCAACUCAUUUGUAGACCUUUUGACUGGAGAACUAAGAUUUUCAGACUCCAUAUCUGAACCACAUACAGAAGCUGUUGUUAACAAGGGGAGUGACUUACUCGACUUCUUGGAUGACGCUAUCGCUCAGCCAGUUUCCGAUGGAAGUGACCACUCCAAGAUAGUCUCAUCUCAAGGACAUUCGGAUAAUGGAUCUCAACAAUAUAUUACAUCAUUCAAACACCUUGCAGGACCUCACUGGCAGGAAAGAAGAUUAGAUUUCAUGGAAGCUGUGAAGCUUGAAAUAGAACGUCUUCGGCUGAAUCUUUCUGCUGCUGACAGGGAUAGGGCCCUCUUGUCAUUAGGCGUAGAUCCUGCCAGUAUAAACCCAAAUUUGUUGCUUGAGGAUUCAUACAUGGGAAGCUUAUACAGGGUGGCAAGCACCCUGGCCUUGCUAGGGCAGGCUUCAUUAGAAGAUAAAGUUACUUCUUCAAUUGGGCUUGGACUAUCUGAUGAAAGUUCUGUUGAUUUCUGGAAUGUUACUGAAAUCGGAAAGAAGUGUUCAGGUGCUGCAUGCCAAGUUCGUGCUGAGACUGGGCCAGCUGCUGGUGCAUCCUUGACUUCAUCAUCUUCCCCGGCUUCAGAAUCCAUUUUCGUCUGUUCUGAAUGCGGAAGAAGGGUUUGCAAAGUUUGUUCUGCAGGGAAAGGAGCUCUAUUGCUUGCAUCCUAUAAUACAAAGGUGAAUUCAAGCUACAAUGGUGUAACUAGCCAGGGAGGAUCUGCCCAUGGAUAUUCAGCUGAUGCAUCUUCAAAUCGCUCGCCGACACUUGAUGGGAUUAUCUGUAAACUAUGCUGUGAUGAAGUUGUCCUUGAUGCAUUGAUGUUGGACUACAUCAGGGUCUUGAUUAGUCAAAGAAGAAGAAAUCGGGUGGAUUAUGCUGCACAGAAAGCCCUCAACAAUGUGUUUGGAUUGUCGUCAAGAAACUUGAUUCCGGAAAGAGAUGACUUUCUAAGCAGUGAAGGAGCUUCUAAGAUCUUAGAGAAGUUAACAGAUGGGGAGGAAUCACUUGCAGAGUUUCCAUUUGCCAGCUUUCUACACCCGGUUGAGACAGCAGCUGGUUCGGCGCCCUUAUUGUCGUUGGUUACUCCUUUCAAUUGUGGAUCAGAAGAGUCAUAUUGGAGAGCUCCCCCUAGUGUUUCUUCAGUGGAGUUUGUCAUUGUCCUCGGCGAUAUUUCUGAUGUCUCUGGUGUUGUCCUUCUGGUUAGUCCAUGUGGCUAUUCAAUGUCCGAUGCUCCUACUGUACAAAUUUGGGCUAGCAAUAAAAUAGACAAGGAAGAAAGAUCAUGUACAGGGAAAUGGGAUAUGCAGUCUCUGAUAACGUCUUCGUCCGAGCUUUGUGGCCCAGAGAAGUCACUUAAAGAUGUUAAAGUACCUAGACAUGUAAAAUUUGCCUUCAGGAAUCCUGUCCGAUGCCGUAUAAUUUGGAUCACCUUGCGUCUUCCACGACUUGUGUCUAAUUCUGUCAAUUUUGAAAGAGACUUUCAUCUGUUGUCUCUGGAUGAAAAUCCUUUCGCGCAACCCACCCGGCGUGCCUCUAUUGGUGGAGAAUUUGAUAGCGAACCAUGCAUUCAUGCUAAAAGAGUUCUGGUUGUUGGGAGAACUGUGAGAAAUGAAAUAGGGGUGUCGACACAAGUUUCUGACCACAUAAAUGUAAGAAACUGGUUGGAGAGAGCUCCUCAGUUGAACAGAUUCAAGGUUCCAAUUGAGGUUGAAAGGUUAAUUGACAAUGAUCUUGUUCUCGAGCAAUUUUUGUCCCCAGCUUCACCUAUGCUGGCUGGAUUCCGUCUGGAUGGUUUCAGUGCAAUAAAACAACGAGUUAAUCAUUCACCUUCAUCAGAUAUAGAUAUUGGGGCUACGAACUGUCUUCUAGAAGAGAGGCUGACAUCUCCCGCUGUGUUGUAUAUUCAAGUUUCUGCUCUUCAGGAGUCCCAUAACAUGGUCACUGUCGCUGAGUAUCGCCUACCAGAAGUCAAGCCUGGAACGCCCAUGUACUUUGAUUUCCCUCGACAAAUAAACACUCGUCGUGUAACAUUCCGGCUGCUGGGAGACAUUGCCGCAUUCUCGGAUGACCCAGCAGAACAAGAUGAUUCAGAAUAUCGAACCCAUCCAUGGGCUGCAGGUUUGUCUUUGGCAAACAGAAUUAAGUUGUACUAUUACGCCGACCCCUACGAACUGGGCAAAUGGGCCAGUCUUUCGGCUGUUUGAUCAGAUGCAUGAAACUUCUCUGAUGCAUCGAUUAUUGAAUGAUUGCUUACGGUCUAUUAUCUACCUUUGGUUAUUCAAACAUAACGUUGAUGAUGAUGCUGCCGUUCUUUUGUAAAUUAGGAACUUAUGAUUCUCUUGGUUGUGUUCUUGAGUUGUGUAUGUAAUUGUUGAUGUAACACUGUAAACGACCAAAUGCGCGUCGUUCUUUUGGUUCGAGUUCUGCCUGCAUUUUACUUGGCGGUCUCGUACCAAUGGAAUAGGACGCUACGAGGGCUUUCGAUUCCGUGUCUUGCUGCUCUCUAUUUUUUUAGGCAUUUCUCCUCUUUGCAACGUUGAGUUACUGGUCUAUAUCUUACUUUCAACAUUUGAAAUUUGCAUGGGUGGUCAUAUUUUGGCAUGCAGAAAUAGAAAACUGAUAAAUUUGGUU